Lontra canadensis (Northern American river otter) is the source of this 588-nucleotide messenger RNA. RefSeq names its product G protein subunit gamma 7 (gene GNG7). Gene Ontology annotation, biological process: G protein-coupled receptor signaling pathway. The record is from RefSeq and is a predicted model, not a curated record. Bases 150 to 356 code for a protein of 68 amino acids. Gene Ontology annotation, molecular function: G-protein beta-subunit binding. NCBI's taxonomy places the organism in Eukaryota, Metazoa, Chordata, Mammalia, Carnivora, Mustelidae. The transcript is spliced from 4 exons. Gene Ontology annotation, cellular component: heterotrimeric G-protein complex.
GCUGCGGGUUCGGCUGCGCGGCGGGGCUGAGGCGGCCGCGGCUGCCCGAGCGCAGGGAGCGGACGUGCGGUUCCCGAGCCUCGGCGGUGAAGACAGCUCAGCCCCGGGCACAGCUCUCUGGACAGCAGGGCCGGCGCUGAUGGCAGACAAUGUCAGCCACUAACAACGUAGCCCAGGCCCGGAAGCUGGUGGAGCAGCUGCGCAUCGAAGCCGGCAUCGAGCGCAUCAAGGUGUCCAAAGCCUCGUCGGAACUCAUGAGCUACUGCGAGCAGCACGCCCGGAGCGACCCCCUGCUGGUGGGAGUCCCCGCCUCCGAGAACCCCUUUAAGGACAAGAAGCCUUGUAUUAUCCUGUAGCCUCGUCUCCGGCGUCCCUCCCUCCGGCUCCCUCCGCUCGGGCGUCGCUCCCUGUGCCGGCAAGCGAGCCAUCUCCAGUCCCAAAACGCUCAUCCCCAAGAGAGGCGAGCAGCCGCCACCAUGGACGUGGCAAAAUGCGUCCUCUGGGUCUAGCUGGAGCUUCAAGCCCAGCAGCGCUGUCCUGUCCGGGCCCCGCAGGGAGACGCGGGGGGGCUCUGGCCCGUGGGGAGCC